This is a messenger RNA of Daphnia pulicaria, 1119 nucleotides long. Its product is annotated as hydroxymethylglutaryl-CoA lyase, mitochondrial-like. Gene Ontology annotation, molecular function: hydroxymethylglutaryl-CoA lyase activity. NCBI's taxonomy places the organism in Eukaryota, Metazoa, Arthropoda, Branchiopoda, Diplostraca, Daphniidae. The transcript is spliced from 6 exons. Gene Ontology annotation, biological process: ketone body biosynthetic process; L-leucine catabolic process. Bases 86 to 1045 code for a protein of 319 amino acids. The record is from RefSeq and is a predicted model, not a curated record.
GUGGCCGAGUAGAACUAUUAUAGCAGACAACUGAAAGAAUAAUAAACAAGUAACACGUUAAACAAAUUUUCUUUUUAUCUGUACAAUGUUUCGAAAAGUGCUCUGUAACAAACCUUUUAUUCGAUGUUUUACCAACACUAGCCAAAAUGGAAAUUUUGUGAGGAUCGUUGAAGUUGGACCAAGAGAUGGUUUACAAAACGAGAAACAAGUUGUUCCGACUGCCGCGAAGAUUGAAUUCAUCAACAAACUGUCAGAGGCCGGACUUAAAUCAAUUGAAGCCACAAGCUUUGUGUCACCCAAAUGGGUUCCACAAAUGGCAGACCAUUCAGAAGUAUUAAUGGGCAUCACUAAAUAUCCUGAUGUCAGUUAUCCUGUUCUCACUCCAAAUAUCUUGGGUCUAAAUGCUGCAAUUAAAGCAGGAGCUAAGGAAGUGGCAGUCUUUGGUGCAGCAUCAGAAUCUUUUAGUAAGAAAAAUAUAAAUUGUACUGUGAAAGAAAGUAUCCAUCGGUUUGAAGAAGUUGUUAAGGAAGCCAAAAAACAUGGAAUACGUAUCCGUGGAUACGUUUCCUGUGUCGUUGGGUGUCCAUAUGAAGGCGCAAUUGCACCCUCGGCUGUAGCGCAAGUUGCUGAAGCUUUGUUCAACGUAGGAUGUUACGAAGUAUCUUUAGGUGAUACCAUUGGAGUUGGAACUCCUGGAUCUAUCAGCAAAAUGUUAACGGAAGUGUCAAAGCAUAUCCCAGUUCGAUUUCUUGCUCUUCAUUGCCAUGACACAUACGGGCAAGCCUUGGCGAAUAUCUUACGAGGACUUGAUAUGGGGAUAACUGUCGUUGAUUCGUCCGUCGGCGGAUUAGGUGGAUGUCCAUAUGCGAAGGGAGCAUCGGGUAAUGUGGCGUCGGAAGAAGUCGUUUACAUGUUACACGGGCUCGGUAUGGAUACAGGAAUUGACUUGAAUAAGCUAAUCGAAGCAGGGCAAUACAUGUCUACUACGCUAGGACGGCCGACUGGAUCGAAAGUAAGUCGCGCCUUGUUGUCUAAAAAAUGUUGAGUUGUACAAACAAGGAACAUGUAAUAAGACAAAUUGUAAUAUAUUUAUUUCUCAUCUAUGAAAAAAUAGCAAUC